Messenger RNA from Colletotrichum phormii, 1068 nucleotides. RefSeq names its product S-adenosyl-L-methionine-dependent methyltransferase. NCBI's taxonomy places the organism in Eukaryota, Fungi, Ascomycota, Sordariomycetes, Glomerellales, Glomerellaceae. The transcript has 6 exons. Gene Ontology annotation, cellular component: endoplasmic reticulum. Gene Ontology annotation, biological process: sterol biosynthetic process. Bases 94 to 1068 code for a protein of 324 amino acids. The record is from RefSeq and is a predicted model, not a curated record. Gene Ontology annotation, molecular function: sterol 24-C-methyltransferase activity.
CUCAACUAGAACACAAACACGAACACGAACACGAACCCAAAUCCUAAAAUCAAGCCCAAUCGCAAUCCAAUACCUCUAAUUUGUCAAGUAGUCAUGGCAUCCUACACUCACUCAAGUCAGGGGACGCCCGGCCAGUCCAAGCUCUUCCUCAACCCCGCGGCCCUGGACCCAGCCGGAGACAGGGACAACCACACCUCCUUCUGGCGAAACCCCAGAGUCGGGAACAUUUACCGCAACACCGAGUACAUCACCGUUCCGAUCACACAGCCGCUGCUGACUACUGCGCCCAUCGAGGUCCUUGAUGUGUGCUGCGGUGCGGGCGUGGUUUCUGCCCGUAUCCAGGAGAUGCUGAAGAUGGCGGGCCAGGAAGUGAAGGGUGGUGGUCAGAUCGAGCAUGUUAGGAGCCGAGUUGAGAAGGAUGGCUGGACGGAUACGACCGUAGUCCAAGCGGAUAUUGCGAGCCUGCCAUUCGAGUUGGACAGCUUUGACUUCAUUGUAGUUGGCAUGGCCUUGAUGGUUGUUGCUGAGCCCUACGCAGACCUAGCAGAACUGUACCGCGUCCUCAAACCCGGCGGCCGCAUCGCGAGCUCUACCUGGGCAACGGAAGGCUGGGUCUAUGACACACGCGACGCCGUCGCAAACUUGGGCAUCCCCGGGCAACAGCCGGUUCCGUGGCCACAGAAGUCGUGCCAUUUGACCGGCCUCUGGUCGCCUGGAGCAUGGGAUGAUCCCUACUUCGCGGCCGCCAUGUAUAAUGCUUCGGGGCUUAUCGAAAUCAAGUCGGAGACCAUGCCCAAGCCCAUAACUUUCAGAGAUCCUGAGCAGUUCUGUACACUUUUCGAAGCGUUGCUUACGGGAACCGUUGAGAGAUACUGGUUCGCGGAGCAGAAAGAGAAAUUGAGACACAAGUUGAAGCCCGCUAUUGUUGAGUAUUUGGGGAAGAAGUAUGGAGGCCCAUUUGAGAUUGAGAGAUGGCAACAUUCAUCGUAUCAGGGCAUCAGGAAAUUUUCAGAUCUCGAGGUGAAAUGGGUCUUGUUGGCAGGCCAUGGACAAAAGCAGCAAAACUGA